Hypomesus transpacificus is the source of this 2681-nucleotide messenger RNA. RefSeq names its product paralemmin 1a (gene palm1a). The transcript is spliced from 11 exons. Gene Ontology annotation, biological process: regulation of cell shape. The coding region runs from base 881 to 2071 and encodes 396 amino acids. The record is from RefSeq and is a predicted model, not a curated record. Gene Ontology annotation, cellular component: membrane. Lineage: Eukaryota; Metazoa; Chordata; Actinopteri; Osmeriformes; Osmeridae.
CUCAUGCUAGCUAGAUCAUGAUCACUCACAGAGCUAGGGCUAACAUAGUUAACAAAAUUCCCCCCUGUUAGGUUCCACCCUGUUAGGUGUGUACAGCUAACAGGGUGGAAAUAUUGUUAGAAAAUGUAGUAACAUAAUAAGUUGCAUACAAUAUUUGUCAUGUAUUUGCAACAAGGGACAUAUAAUGGACAAGAAAAGGUAAAUAUUGUUAUGCCUUUACAUUUUUAAACUUUGUGAUUGUUAUUCAUAUGUCUUAACAGGGUGGAAUAAUGUAAUGGUCCAUGUCUGAACGAAAUGCCCAUAAUUAUAGGAUUUAAGUGCAUGAGCUUGGCCAAUAUGUUUUCCAAACAGUUAAACAUAUCUCUUUCCUGAUUAAAUGUUAAAAACAUGAAAAAUAAAUAAUUUUGUUUUCAGAAGUUACCAGGUCCAAAAGGCACCGGUUAACAGGAUUGACCCAACCGCUUUCAGUAACGCAAUAUUCAAAGAGUUAGCUAGCUCUAGUUUAGCAGUUAUCGGCGUGAAUGAGUUUGCUCAUGGGUGUUUAAAACAAUCAGCGGACGUCAUCUACCACGUGAUGGUUAUCGAUUAUGUCCUAGCUCAACACGCUUUUUCAAAAUUGCGUUUCGCUUUUGGAUCACAUGCAAACUUCAAUACCAUAGACAAAUCUGAUGAACGCAGCUAAGAUUGAAGGGAGGAUAUUGUGGACAAUUGUUGGGACUCAUACAAAUUGAAAUCGAAAAUAGCACCGGACGGUAGGAAACAUGCCGAUUUCUGAGGAUCUGUCACAUCAAGAUCGAGUCCAUGCUAUAACAGCCUAUUCAAUGUCAAGGUUAUCGUUUGGUUGGAGAAAAGAAAGAUACUGACAGAAAUUGAGAACAAAAUGAGAUUACUGGAGGAUGAUAAAAGAAAUCUGCAGUAUCUCAAGUCAAAGACUCUUAGGGAACGAUGGCUGAUGGACGUGGUGCAACCGGAGCAAGAAGAGGUGAAAAAUAUGCUGCACCUGGAUGAGACAAGGGUCAAGGAGCUUGAGGAGGGCAUCAUUAGACUGAAGCAGGAAUUGGAGGAACUGGAGUUUGGUGGUUCUGCAACCUCAACUCAAGAUAUCAUGUCAGAUGAAACACCAGAAGAGGACAUCAAGACGACAUUUACAAAAGCACCAGCUAGUUCCAUGAAAGUGGCACCCCAGUGGUGGAAUCAACUCCCCACCUCCAUCAGAGACACGGACUGUCCCUCCACCUUCAAGAGAAGGCUCAAGACGCACUUCCGGGAGUACAAUGCCACACAGCCAAAUCAUUUGACAGAUAUCAAAGCUCAAAACAGCUCUUGUCUGGACAAAUACAAAGGUGCCUCAGAGACCAUGAUGAAAGCGAUGUACUCUGUGGAAAUCACGGUUGAGAGGGACAAAGUUACGGGUGAAACUAGAGUGUUGUCGACCAACACACUACUGCCUGUUGAUCUCUCCCAAGGAGUGAAGGUAUAUGAGGAUGAGCAAAAAGUGGUGCACAAGAUGAAUGACGAAAACAAGCAAGUCCACCUGCUUAGCUCUUCAGAGGUGGAAGAGCUUAUUCACAAAGCUGACGAGGUCUCCUUGAUUUCUGAACCUGCCAAAAAUACAAUUAUUCCAGUCCCAAAAACAGAGGACCAUGAUUGUUCUUCUGAGCAGCACACAAGACCCAAGACUGUGAUCACUGGAAUAGAGGCUAAGUCUGGAAAUACAAGUCCCCAGCCUGGCACUGAAGUUAACAUUCCAGCAGCCAGUUCAGACAAUCCUGUCACCAUGGUGUUCAUGGGAUUUCAGAAUGUAGAAGAUGAGGCAGAGACAAAGAAGUUUCUCGGGCUGCAGGGCACUGUCGAGGCUGAGCUAGUGGUCAUCAAUGAUGACGCUGGCAAAACCUUGGCCGUUGCUCCAAAAGGCAGUGCGGGGCAAGAGCAGUCUGUACCAUCUAGCAACUGCACCACACCCACCGACACAGCAGAAGCAACUCUAGCAAAUGGGGAGGAUGGAAAACCACAGGAAGGCACUUGCCAGAGCAACAAGGAAAAGCCAUGCAAGUGCUGCACCAUCAUGUGAGUCUACUUGGUAAAAAAAUAAAAAGACAUCAUAAAAGUACAACUGCAGCCAAAACUACAUGCAAAUGUACCCUUACCCCCAUUGUUUCAUACCCUGACAAUAAAGGCAAACAUCUACUGUACAUUUUAGUUUUAAACUCAAUAUCUCAUCUGUAUUUAGUUUACUUUUAUUUUAAUAUUGUCCUUUUGUCAUGAUUUGACUUUCUCCCUGCCUUUCCCGUCACACUGUACUGAAAAAAUAUAUAAAAUAUCUUCAAAAAAGAAAAUGAUACAUUGUUUAUUGUCUAACAAAUAUGGUUUCAUUCUCAGUCAUACGUUUUGCACUCUUCUUUAUCACUUGAACAUUUGUACACACACAUACAGUGUAUAUAAGAAUAUAGACAUAACUUAAGUAGCAGUUACUUCUCUGUGUCUUCUUCGGUAUGCCUUUACCAGCAUCACACACUGGGACAGCUUGACACAUUGGCUCCUAGUACUCCUUGCACAACCUCUCAAGCUGUCAGAAUGGAAGGUGUGGACAAAGUUUCAUCAAGAAAUCAACAGAUUUCUUCUGGCAUUCCAAGUCUGGGCUUUGGCUAGGCCAUUUUGGCUAGCACCAAAUCAAAUCAAAU